Molecule: messenger RNA, 2471 nt
Organism: Neocloeon triangulifer
Lineage: Eukaryota; Metazoa; Arthropoda; Insecta; Ephemeroptera; Baetidae
Exons: 9
Coding region: 62-1963 (633 amino acids)
Source: RefSeq, a predicted model, not a curated record
UGAUUGGCUGGCGGGGUGAGUGCGGCGCCACCACAAGCGUAAACUGCGAACUCGGGGCAAGAUGGACGAAGCAGCCAGUUUGUCGGGGCUCGAGGGCCAAGACUGGGCCAAAUGGAUCCGUCGAUUGGGCCGCGACAGGCCGGAAGACGACCUGAACGGAGUAGACAGUCCUGACGCCGGCGACGCCAAGCCGACGGCCCACUGCAAGCGCCUGCCCUUCAAGGACCAUCUGCUGUUCGGUCACUGUCCUGAGGUGGACCCGUUCGUGGCCGCUGUCUGCGAGCAUUGCAACGCAAUCGUCAAGAUACCCUUUCUACAGCAGCACAUUGCUUUAAGGCACAAUGGAAUGCUCAAAAAGUAUAAAACCAUCGAAGAAACGAAACCUGUCUUGCCGCCAAAGCAGUUGUCCCCUCCGACCUCAGUGAAGCCUCCAGCGGUUGCCGCACCCAAAGUGCCACUGCUGCCUGUUAUGGGCAAGCAGUCGAUUCUGGUGGCCGCGGCUGCCAGGUUCGCCGAAGCGCCCUUGUCUCCACCGGUGCCUCCACCUCAGGUUGUUGAGGUGGUCAAGGUGGAGAAAAGCCGGAAACGCGGACGAGCAAACAAGGCCUCAGCAGAUGCUCCUGAAAAGAGGCGGAGAGUGGAAACUGCUGGUGGUUACAACCCGGACAUCCAUUGCGGCGUCUGGAACGAGCAAACUAAGACAAAUUGUUUAAGGGCGCUCACCUGUCGGAUACACUCUCUUGUCCUGAAAAGGGCUGUGCCGAUGCGAACACGUUUGUUCGAUGACCUCCUAGCUCAGCACAAGUUGCAGCACAAAGUCAAGAAAGUGAGCAGCAAUCACCUGGACGAGGAUGGUGAUGUGGUGGUGGAAGAGGAAGAAAGCAUCCCGGAGGCGCCAAGUAGCACUGCGUGUCGACCAAAUGGCCUCACCAUCACCGGCUCAUUUGCAAAAGCAGAGAUCUCGCUGGAGGAAUUUCCCAUUGCACCCUCGGAGUUCCUUCCGCUCUCCUUUCCGAGACUCUCUGCAAGUGCCGAGGUCACCAAGAAGCCUCUGCUUGGUGACUACCUCAUCCCACACAAACAGCAACCUCCAGACCGAUGGAGUGUCGACUCCUCAACGGACUGCAGACCGCCUGCACCGAAACCUCUCAUGGUUUGCAACACGAGCAAUUUGCGCAAGUUUGGUGGUUACCUUGGUGUGCAGCGAGGACUUCAAGUAUUGCGGCACAAGUUUCAGUGUCUCGUGUACGCCAAAGAAAACAACAACGAAGAAAUCAAAUUUGACUACCUCGGUUUCCCUCCCGCCUCUGUCAACCUGAUGCCUCCAAUUAAGCAGCAACACCCUGAAGCCUCUGACAAUUUAGUGAAACGAAAACGCAUUCGACGCCGAGCUGUGGUUGCGCGGCGGCUUCGACUGGGCAAAGUCAAAUAUCGACUGAAGCUGGUCCGGCAUCGAAAACACAAAAACCAUCGGAUCUCGCCUAAGAAGCAACAGCAGUUACCUCAGCAACAAGUGCUUGUGAAUACAAAAAAGAGAAAAGCAGGGUCGUUCAAAGAGAACUCGAGUCUGAAUGGGACAAAACCUGGAGAGAGCCUUUUAAUGGCCAAUAGAACAGCGGUCGGUCUGUUGAGCUCCCGACCGCACUCAGCUUUAGGCGAUGCAGCCGCAGCCCACCCCUCCACUGCCUCCACAGCCAUCGGCUCUCAAAUGGAAGCGGACACACUUCGAGCCAACAAGUCAAAAGGAACCCUAAUCAGACUGAGUGAUUUGGCAGAACCGAAAAACCACAAGAAAUCAAACUUCAGUGGUAGCCAAACAAUGGUUACGGUUCAACAAGUUCCUCGAGUUUUGUCCACACAGCUCAUAUCCAUGCCUGGCGAGUCUUCGAGUUUAAAAUUUUUGCCGCCUCAUUCGAAGACAGCUCUAUUCUCAUUUUCUAAAAAGGACCACGAGAAAACAUGAUAAGGUGCUGACGAGUCAAGAUUGGAAGUUUGGUGGUGCUGCUUGCUAGAUUUAAAGAUGUACCCUGCUGCCUGAUUAACCCCUCAAUACCACUUGACCCACCUACCUGUCUCUCAAAUUCGGCAGAAAGCAGACUGUGAUCCAAAGGAAGCAAGGAUUGAAUUACAAUGAUGAAGAGAUGAAGAAAAAUAUGCACAUUUUUACUUAAUAGAGAGAAUUGCCAAUGCUGUAACUGUGGAUACACAUUAUAUCUAUAUUUUAAGGAGAGUUGGUCUGAAAAAAAUCUACAUACUGAACAAACAAGCAAUAUUAUAACACGAACUCUCAUUCAAUACUCUUGUACACAAGUGGACCUGGCCAACUUGAAAAACGCUGCUUUGGACAGAAGAGAAAGACCAACAAAGACUGUUUAGUGAUAUUACCUUUAAAUAUUAUUUCAGAAAUCUCGUUGUUUGAUUGGUUUGAACGACGUUUGAUUAAAAAUGAUGUUAAUAAAUUAUCAAAUUUG